Jaculus jaculus (lesser Egyptian jerboa) is the source of this 1388-nucleotide messenger RNA. RefSeq names its product ectodysplasin A2 receptor (gene Eda2r). Gene Ontology annotation, cellular component: plasma membrane. Lineage: Eukaryota; Metazoa; Chordata; Mammalia; Rodentia; Dipodidae. The record is from RefSeq and is a predicted model, not a curated record. Gene Ontology annotation, biological process: positive regulation of JNK cascade; tumor necrosis factor-mediated signaling pathway; positive regulation of canonical NF-kappaB signal transduction. Gene Ontology annotation, molecular function: protein binding; tumor necrosis factor receptor activity. The transcript has 7 exons. Bases 97 to 987 code for a protein of 296 amino acids.
GGACUUGAUCUGUCGCUGCUACACGUGGAUGUGAAAUGAAUCCCGCAGACCCUUGAAUGCAACGGAUUUCAUCUCCUGUGGAAGCGUCUUUUCAUCAUGGAUUGUCAAGAAAAUGAGUACUGGGACCAAUGGGGGCAUUGUGUCACCUGCCAACAGUGUGGUCCUGGACAGGAGCUCUCUAAGGACUGUGGUUAUGGAGAAGGUGGAGAUGCACACUGUACAGCCUGCCCUCCCCGAAGAUAUAAGAGCAGCUGGGGCCACCACAGAUGUCAGACGUGCAUCACCUGUGCUAUCAUCAACCGGGUCCAGAAGGCCAACUGCACAGCCACCUCUAAUGCAAUUUGUGGAGACUGUCUGCCUAGGUUCUACCGAAAGACACGCAUUGGAGGGCUACAGGACCAAGAGUGCAUCCCAUGCACAAAACAGACUCCUACUUCUGAGGUUCAGUGUGCCUUCCAGUUGAGCUUAGUGAAGGCAGAUGCACCCACAGUGCCCCCUCAGGAGGCCACCCUUGUUGUACUGAUGAGCAGUCUAUUAGUGGUGUUUACGUUGGCCUUCCUUGGGCUCCUUUUCCUCUUCUGCAAGCAGAUCUUCAACAGACAUUGUCAGCGUGGGCGUUCAUUGAAAUUUGCAACUGAGAAAGCAGCAGAGGAGUCUCUCUUCCCCAUGCCACCUGGCCAGGAGACCUGCCCUGAGUUUCCAGUGAAUGAGAGCAUCUUUGAAACCAAGCCACUUAACUCCAUCCUGGAUGAUGACUGCAGCUCAACUCAUGGCUUCCCUACCCAAGAGUCCUUUACUAUAACCUCGUGUGCCUCAGAGAGCCAUUCCCAGUGGAUCCAUACUCCCAUCGAAUGCACAGAGCUAGACCUGCAAAAAAUUUCCAACUCUGCCUCCUAUAAUGGAGCUGAAGCCUUGGGAGUGAACACAGCUGAUAGCUCUGAAGAUAGUUUGGAGCUCAGUGUGCCAUUUGAAGUUCCUAACCCUUAAGUACUGAGGUCUUGUGUACUCCUGGCAGCCUUUCUCAGGCAUUUUCACUGGAUUCUCCUGCCCUGAUUUUAUACAACAGCAGCCUGAGUCUGGAAUGGAGUGUCCAUAACAGCCAGUCCUCUAUAAAUAGGGUGUAUCAUGUCCCAUCUUGUCAGAGGAUUGAUUCUUCACUAUUUUCAUAAGACUGACCUGAAAUAGUUCUUGCUUCUCUUUUCUGGCUCUUAAACCAAAUUCCUUGUCAAUGGGACUGCUCACUGUUCAGCAUUUUCCUUAUCUUGAAUUGAUUAUAGAGGAAAGGGGAGAGAAUGACAAUGGAUAGAAUAGUAUUUUCCUGCCUGCAUUUUUGGUCAGGGAGACCUGAAGGAGAAAUCUGAAAGAACUCUAUUGACAUUUACCUACCA